UGGAGUAAACACCGCGAGACGCGCGCGUUAAACAAAAUACAAAAUAAAUAGUUACAACCAUAUAUUGUGCAAUCGUAGGUGAAUAAUAGUGUUUUUAUGUGUUAUUUGAUAUGUUACAAGUGGAAAAUUUGUGUUUUUAGUGUUUUUCUGGUUUAUCGUUUUUAACAUAGUGACCGGAAAGUUAACCAAAGAUAGUAGUGUUAUAAUAAGUUAGUGUAACAAAGUCAGUUCUAAUGAAGCGAUGCAGAAGCAGCUAAGCAACGUCAGCAUACAGUCUUACCAGGACUACCAGCCCAGCAGGCGAUAUGGGCAGCAGUAUGAGCCGGGCGGCUACGCGGCGGCAGUGCAACAACGUACCAAUAUGACGCAGCGCGAAGACGCGCUCAAGUUCGAGCAGGGCCGCAUCCGCGCGCUGCAGGAGGAGCGUCUGCACAUCCAGAAGAAAACCUUCACAAAAUGGAUCAACUCCUUCCUGCAGAAGGCUCGAAUGGAGGUGGAGGAUUUGUUCGUGGACCUAGCUGAUGGGAGGAGACUCCUGAAGCUGCUGGAGAUCAUCAGCGGUGAAAGACUUCCGAGACCCAAUUCGGGGCGGAUGCGUGUGCACAAGAUCGAGAAUGUGAACAAAUCGCUCAGCUUCCUGCACACAAAGGUGCGGUUGGAAUCCAUCGGCGCUGAGGACAUCGUGGAUGGAAACCCUCGCCUCAUCCUCGGUCUGAUCUGGACCAUCAUCCUGCGGUUCCAGAUCCAAGAAAUUGAGAUCGAUGUGGACGAAGAGAACGAGUCCUCGGAGAAGAAGUCCGCAAAGGACGCCCUGCUGCUGUGGUGCCAGCGGAAGACCAGUGGCUACCAUGGCGUCCACAUCCACAACUUCACCGACUCCUGGCGGUCUGGCCUUGGCUUCAACGCUCUUAUACACGCUCACAGGCCGGACCUAUUCCGCUGGGCGGAGGUUCCGACCACAGACCAUGUUGAGACACUGAACCACGCCUUUGACGUCGCUAACAAGCAACUUGGUAUUCCACCGCUUCUCGACGCGGAAGACGUGGACACGACACGGCCGGACGAGAAGUCGGUGAUGACGUACGUCGCCAGCUACUAUCACACGUUCGCGCGCAUGAAGAACGAGCAAAAGAGCGGACGCAGAAUCGCUAACAUCAUCGGCCAAUUAAUGGACUGCGACGGUCGCAAGGCGGAGUACAGCCGCCUGGUGUCCACGUUGCUGGAGUGGAUCCGCAUGAAGAUCCAGGAUUUGAACUGCCGGGACUUGCCCAACUCGCUUGACGGCAUCCAGAGAUUGCUUCUUGGCUUCAAGCAGUACAGAACUGUGGAAAAACCACCAAAAUACAAGGAGCGCUCGGAAAUUGAGGCUCUGUACUUCGACAUUAACACAAUGAACAAGAGCCUGGUGGGCGAACCCUGGGCCCCACUGGAGGGCCAGCUUCCUCAGGACCUGGAGAGGGCUUGGCAGCAGCUUGAACAGGCGGAGCACGCGCGGGAAUUGGCUCUAAGAACAGAACUACUGAGACAGCAGCGCUUGGAGCAACUGGCCUACAAGUUCCAUACUAAGUCGGUGCUGCGUAAAGGGUACCUGAAGGAGAUGAUCCAAGUGCUGUCGGACCCUCGCUACGGGUCCAACGUGGCCCAAGUGGACGCCACAGUCAAGAAGCACGAGGCCAUUUCCGCUGACAUAUUGGCCAGAACCGAACGCUUCGAAGACCUUUCCGCGAUGGCAGCAGAAUUAGUGAAAGAGAACUAUCACGGCGCCGAUACCGUCUCCAGAACAGAACAAGCGGUCUUACAGCGCUGGAAAGAGCUUCUGGAACUGCUGGAACGGCACAGAAGCUCGCUCGCUAAGCUGGCUCAUCUCAUGACGUUGCUGAGAGAGGCGGAUGCUGUGGCCCAUACUCUGGGCGAGAUGAAGGCUCAGUUCCAAUCUGAAGAGGUCGGCAGGCACCUGGUGGACGUGGAGCGCCUGCUACAACAGCAUGCUCUACAGGAGUUACAGCUGGGAGCUCUGGAGGAGAGCAUCCGACGACUGGUGCGGCACGGGGCCGGGGCCGACGGCCCGCAGCAGACUACACAACAAUUGCACCACCAGCUGCAACAGCUGGAGGAUUCCCUCACUGAAUUGGUAGCGGCUGCAAAAGACCGCAAAGCGCGGCUGGAAGACGCCAGGAACUUGUACCAGUUCCUGGAAGACCAUGAUGAAGAAGAAGGCUGGGUGACGGAAAAGCAACGCAUCUGUCGCGCGGACGUCGCGGCCAAAGACCUCCGCGCCGUGCAGGCGUUAAGGCAGAAGCACACUGCACUUUUGCACGAACUGCGUGCUAAGGACCUAGUCGCGCAAAGGCACCGAUCUAAAGGCCAGAGCCUGAUCGACGCCAAGCAUCCCAAGAGUAUAGAGAUCGAGAGACGCCUCGCAUCCCUCAACAAGCAAUGGGAGAUACUCCGGGAACUGGCCGAAGCGAGAGAGAAGCAGUUGGCAGAUGCCGCGGAAGCCCAUCAGUUCUACGGGGACGCGAACGAGGCGGAGUCGUGGAUGCGUGAGAAGCGUACGGUGGUUGCGAGCGCGGACUGCGGGCGGGACGCCGCCGGCGCCGCGGCCCUGCUCGCACGCCAGCGCCUCUUGCACGACGAGUUGCGCGCGCACGCCGCGGAACUACGUGCGCUGGGGGGCGUGGCUCAGCGACUCACUGCGCAGGGCAUCCGCACUUUGCAGUUGCCAACCGAAGUAGAAGCCAACGCAGGUCUGGACCAGGAAGAAGAGUAUGUGAACGAGUCGAGACUGGUGCCUACAGAGGUUUGGGAAGAAGAACCCGUGGAGAGGCUCGAGCAUAGGACUGUGACCGAACAGCGAAGUGUUCCGCAGGUCAAAGCCCUAUACGCGUUCAGCGGUCAGGGCAUCACCAUAGCGAAAGGGGAAGUGAUGUUCCUCAUCAGCAAGACCAACCCGGACUGGUGGUCCGUGCGGAAGGCGGACCGGACCGACGGAUUCGUGCCGGCCAACUACGUGAGAGAAAUCGAGCCUAGAGUUGUGCCGGUCCAAGUCCGUCGCCCGGAGAAGGUGCGAACGGUUCAGCGCGUCAAGAAGACAGUGCUGGUGAAGCAAGUGGUUCAGGUGAAGAGGGGGGCCCCGGCGCGCCGCCCGCGCCCGCAACCCCCCGCCCCCGCGCCCUACCCCCCCGUGCAGCAGCGCAUGGAGCAGAUCGAGGCUGAAUACGAGGAACUGCUGAAGCUUUCGGAGGCGCGUCGGGCUCAGCUCGAGGAUGCUAUCAAGCUGUACAGCUUCUUCGCUGAAUGCGACGACUUCGACAAGUGGAUUCGGGACAAGGAGAAGAUGCUGCGGUCGGAAGAGCCAGAGGACAGUGUCGACACUGCCAAGAGGAAGUAUGAGAAAUUCGUCACAGACCUAUCAGCGGCGUCCAAACGCUUGGAGACCAUAGACGCGGCAGCAGAAGAGUUGGUAGCAGCCAAUCACAGCCAAGCCGCCAAAGCGACUGCACGGCGACAGCAGUUGAGACAGCAGUGGGAUCGACUUUUAAGGUUGAAACAACAAAAGGAGAAGAGUCUCGAGGGUGCUUCUAGCGUGGAACUGUUCAACCGCACGUGCGACGAGGCGCUGGACUGGAUGUCGGAGAAAGAGCAGCAGUUGGCGGCGGGCGGGGCUCCGGCGGCGGACCUGCGCACCGUGCGCUCGUUGCAGCGCCGCCACGCCCAGCUAGAACGCGAGCUCGAACCGCUGCGGGAGAAAGUUAACACGGUCACACUACUGGCUGACUCUGUAAAGUCUCAAUACCCCACCGAACGUGCCAAUGUGGAAGGAAGACAGAAGCAGCUGGAAGCCGCCUGGGGACGAUGCCGGGCUCAAGCUGCUGAAAGGCGAGCUAGGUUGGAGAGCGCGGUGGGGCACCAGGUCUUCGCCAACGGGGCAAGACAGCUGCAGGACUGGAUGCAGAAAGUACGCGAGCAAGUUGCGUCGGAAGUCCACGCGAAGGAUGUCGCAACAGCCGCCGAGCUGGUCAAACAGCACCAGGAGCUACACGACGACAUCAAGGCGCAUGAGGACGAGUUCACUGAAGUAAUAGGCCUCGGCAAACAGCUGGUAGCGUCCAACCCAGCGCUAACCGACGUGGCGGAGACAGCUAAUCUGUUAGAGGCGGAGCAAAAAGCUAUCGUCAAAGAGUGGCAAGCGAAGGACUUGCAUCUAAAACAGUGCCUCCAACUGCAAAGCUUCAACCGCGAGGCGGAUCAGAUCGACGCGUCCAGCGGGGCGCACGAGGCUUUCCUGGACUACAAUCACUGUGGGUCCUCAGUGGACGAAGCGGAAGCCCUUCUCAAGCGUCACGAAGAGUUGGAAGCGCGAUUAACCGCACAGGACGAGCGCCUCGCAGCCUUCGCGCAGAAAGCACACAGCCUAGCAAACCAGAAGGAUAAGCACUAUGCUGCUGACCAUAUCACAGCAAGACGAGCUGCUGUGUUGCAAAGAAGAGAUAACGUGCGUCAUGCGGCUGCCGAGAGACGCCGGGCGCUUUUGGCUAGCUUAGCACAUCAACAGUUCGUAGCGGCGACCGAGGAACUGCAAGCGUGGAUACAAGACAAGACCAGGACAGCUAAGGAUCAGAGCUACAGAGACCUUGCUAACUUGGAGCGCAAACUGCAGAAACACGAGGCCUUCGAACGUGAAUUACAAGCGAACGAAAAACAGCUAAGAAACGUUGAGAGCAUCGGCCAAUCCCUGCAAAAGUCAGAUCCCGCUCGCGCGACAGAAGUGUCUGAGAGGUUGGAUAAACUGCAUACGGCGUGGGAGGCGCUAGUCGCAGCGUCGCGCGACAAAGGCUCCAAGCUGCGACAGGCGUCGCAGCAGCGACAGCAUAGACGAUCGAUUGAGGAUGCGAAGGCGCGCCUGGUGGAACUAGAGCGGUCGUUGACCAGCCGGGAGUUAGGCACCGACCUGAGGUCUUGCAAGCGACUGCUGAUACAACACCAGGCCCUCGAGCAAGAACUGAACCAAUGCGAGCAACGUGCCGAAGCCCUAGUAGCGCAGGGCUCCGAUCUUGUGUCCAGCGGCCACUUUGACGCGGCGGCUAUCGAGCGAGACUGCGCAGCCUUAUUGCAAGCGGCCCGGGCGCUUCGCCCCCACGCAGUGGAGCGGAGACAGGCAUUAGAAGCUAGCUUAAGACUUCACAAAUUCGCGGCGGAGGUAUCAGGCGAGCUUGACUGGGUGUCCGAGCGCAAAGCAGCCGCCUCCUCCACGGCAUUACCCAACGACCUUCACGCUGCUCAAGCGGCUCAAAAGAAGCACGCCAAGCUCCGAGCGGAGCUACUGGGCCGGAAGCCGCUGAUACACCGCGUGCUGGAACAAGGUCGCGAGCUGCAGGGCGGGGACCAACAUCCUCAGGCUUUGAAGAUCAAACAACUCUGCAAUGAAUUGGAAGAAGCCUAUUCCUCGGUGUCACACGCUGCUGAAGAGAGGGCAGCUCGGUUGGAAGCAGCUUUAAAAGCUCAGCAGUUCCUGCACGACGCACUGGAGGUGGACUCCUGGUUGGCCGACAAGGACGCGGCGUUGUCUUCCGCAGAUGUCGGCAAUGACAGACACAGGGCCACGCAACUCCUUACCAGGCAUAAGGCCGUGGAACUGGAGUUGGACACGUACGCCGCGAUCAUCUCAGAAAUGGGACACGUCGCAGCAUCGAUGGCGUCAAGUGGUCACCCCGAAGGGGCGGCGCUAGUGAGUCGGCACGAACAGCUGGCGGACACGCUCGCACGUCUACAACGGAAGGCGGCGUUGCGACAAGCCGCGCUCGUCGAGAGUGUUUGCAGGCAUGAAUACUUGGCGGAGAGUGCAGAACUGGAGAGUUGGAUCCAAGAGCAAUACGCGGCUGCGUCCAGUGAAGAUUACGGUCAAGAUUAUGAGCAUCUUUUGAUUUUACGCUCCAAGUUUGAAGAGCUCCGCCAUCGCGUCGAGAGCGGCGCAGAACGGUUCAACCAGUGUGAAGAGCUGGCCAAGAAGCUGCUGGCUUCCGAGAGCCCGUACAUUGCUGAUAUCGAGAAGAGGCAGGAAGCUCUUGGGGAAUCCUGGCAACGGCUGGUCGACCAGAUCCAAUCCCGUGGAGCCAGACUGCACGCCGCUGGGGAAAUCCAUCGCUUCCACCGCGAUGCCAGCGACCUUUUGGCAAGGGCCGCAGACAGAAGGGCUCAAUUAGCCCCUCCACCACCCCCCAGGGACCUCAGAGCUGCGACAGCGUUGUUGCGAGACCAUGACACCGCGGAGAAUGAUCUAGUGGCAAUCGAUGCCCAAAUGCAGGUUCUACAAGAAGAAGGCGCCCGACUCCAGAAGCUCUGCCCCGGCGGCAAUGAGCAGCAGAUUGCGAUUCGCCAGCGCGCGCUGAGCGAAGCGUGGACCGCGCUGCGAAGCGCCGCCGAUGAGCGAAGGCGGCUUCUCCAUCAACACCUGAAGCUUCACCAGUUCUUCACUGAAGUCCGCGACCUGGCCUCUUGGUCGAGCGCUUUGCGCGGGGAAAUGUCUUCGAGCGGAAGCGCGCGCUCGGCCGCGGCUGCGCAGGCGCAGCGAGCGCAUCACGACGCGUUGCGCGCAGAGAUAGAUGCGCGCGACGACAGCUUCCGCGCCGCACUCGCCGCUGGCCAGGCACUCAUCGCCGACGGACACCCCAACUCACAGGAAAUCGAGGAGCGCUGCGCGGCGCUGCUGGAAGAGCGCGCGCGGCUGCAGGGCGCGUGGGCGGCGCGCCAGGUGGCGUUGGACCAGCUCAUCGACUGGCACUGCUUCCUGCGCGACGCCAAACAACUUCACGACCUGUGCGCUGCCCAGGAGGCCGCUUUGAGUAGCGAGAUUUCCCCCACCAGCAGCGUUGAAGAAGUCGAACACCAGCUAAAGAAGCACGAGGCGUUUGAGAAGCUUCUGGCGACGCAGGACGAGAAACUGACAACGCUGAACAGUCACGGCGAUAAGCUUUUACAGCAGAACCACGUGGAGAGUCAGAGGAUCGCCGAUGAGUUGCUGCACAUAAACGAGCGAAGGCAAAAGCUAUACGAGGCCGCGGGGCGUCGUCGCGAAGCGCUGAAGCGGGCCCGAGCGCGGGCCCAAUUCGCUCGCGAUGCGGCCGAGGCGAGAGGUUGGAUCGCUGACAAACUCGCGCAACUACCAGCGCACCACGGUGAAGUUACAAACCUAGAAGACAAGAUCAAGAAGUUGCAGAAACACCAGGCCUUCACAGCUGAGUUGGCUGCUAAUAGGGCUCGUCUCCAAGAGGUGCAGACCUUGGCUCAGCAACUGACUCCAGAUCCUGAGGUAGAGAAGCAGCUGGAAGACCUGCACAAAGACUGGCAGAGGUUGGAGGCCGCCACAGAACAACGAGGUCGUGGUCUGGAAGAGGCUCAAGACAUCCUGGAGUUCAACCAACACUUGGACAAGAUUGAAGCCUGGAUUCGCGACAAGGAAAUGAUGGUGCAAGCGAACGAGACCGGGCGUGACUACGAGCACUGCACGGCUUUGCUUCGCAAACUGGAUGACCUUGACAGCGAUAUGAAGGUCGACGACAAGCACGUGCGAACCAUCCAGGCGCUUGCGCACAAACUGCUCCAACAGGGUCCGACCCAGCAAGCAGAAGCGGUGUCUGUGCGAAGGGACGCGUUCCUCAGCAAAUGGCGGGCCCUGAGUGGUGCAUUGCAGUCGUACCGCGGGAGACUCACCGCCGCUCUGCAGCUACACUCCUUCAAUAGGGACGUGGAAGAGACAGCGGAGCGUGUGGCCCAGAAGGCGACGCAGUUUGCGAGCGUAGAGUGCGGGCGCGACCUGAGCGCAGCGCACGAGUUGCGGCGCCGCCACCUCGCACGCGCGGCCGAAGCGUCCGCCAUCGGCGACCGCAUCCGCGUGCUGAAAAGCGACGGGGAGAAGCUCGCCCACAGUCAUCCAGACCACGCAAAGCAAAUCGACGCCAGUCUAUCAGAGUUGGACAAGGCCUGGGACGUAUUGCAGCAGUUGUCAGCACAAAGAACCGCUGUUUUGGAUGAAGCCAUUGCCGAGCACAAAUUCGAUGAGAAUCUCAAGGAGUUGGAAUUAUGGGUGUCGGAGACGGUGAAACGUAUGGAGGGCGCGGAACCAGAAAGCGUCGCUGAUGCAGAAGCUCAAUUGGAGCAACAUCAUGAGAGAAAGGCUGAAAUCGACGGUCGUCAGAAAGCGAUCGCGUCGCUCCAGAAAGAAGUUGGCGCCCAAAACCCGGAGAAGAUGAAGCGCGUCGAGAAACUAUCCUCGACAUUGGAUCAGGACUGGCUUCAGAGGAAGCAAUAUCUAACACAAGCACAUGAGCUGCAGCUGUUCAAGGAGCAAGCCAGGCAGGUGGAGGACUGGCUAGCUGCCAAGGAAGCCUUCCUCAAUAACGAUGACCUUGGGGAGAACCUUGAUGCCGUGGAAACCCUGAUCAGAAAGCACGCGGAAUUUACUAAACUCCUGGAAUCACAGUUGGGAAGAGUGGUGGAACUGGAAAAGUUCGCGCAAACUGUGGUUGCGGGUGGUCACUACCACGCGCCUUACAUACAGCGCAGGCUGAAUGCUGUCAGCAAACGCGCUGACUCCUUGAAGGAGAGCUGUCGCAUCCGAGGAAUACGCUUGGAACAGUCGAAACAGCUGCACCAGUUCCUGCGAGACCUGACCCACGAACGGGAGUGGAUUGAGCUCAAGAUGCAGAUCGCCACUGACACUAAUUACAGAGAGCUAUCUAACCUGCAGAGCAAGAUUCAAAAGCAUGCGGCCUUCGAGUCAGAACUGGCUGCGAAUAAGAAACGCAUCGAUGACGUCGCAGCGACAGGAGAAGAUCUUAUUGAAGCUGAACACUAUGCGUCGCAAGAGAUCGCCAGACACGUUGAAGAUUUGGAAAAUCUGUGGAGAGAUCUUAUGUCAGCCGCUAAACUGCGUCGCGAUCGUCUUCAAGAAGCGUACCAAGCACGAGUGUACCUCCGCGGCCUUGAUGACUUCACCGCCUGGCUUGAUGAAGUGGAGUCACAGCUUCUCAGCGAAGAUCAUGGCAAGGACCUGUCGUCGGUGCAGGCUCUGCUGAAGCGGCACGCGCGCCUGGAGGCGGCGGGCGCGGCGAAGGCGGAGCUGGCCACGCAGCUGGCGGACACGGCGCAACAGCUGGCUGAUAAUCAGCAUUUCAUGGCGGAGGAGAUACUUGACAAAGCCGACCAAGCUGUCAAGAGAUACCGUCAGCUACAGGAGCCGAUACAGAUACGUCGCGACAAUUUGGAAGAUGCUGCCUUGUUGCAUCGCUGGGAAAGAGACGCUGACGAAGAACUCAGCUGGCUAAAGGAACGCGAAGCGACCAUAUGUUCGGACGAGGCCGGUGCUUCGCUGCCAGAAGCGCAGGCGUUGCUUAAGAAACACCUCGCUUUGGAAGCAGAGAUCAUUGCCAGAGAGUCCACAAUCAACGCAGUGUGCAACCGCGCGACUGCUCUCACUAGGCGAGGACACUUCGCCGGAAACGAACUGGAGGCUCGCUCUAGAGACUUGCGCCUCGCUCUACGGACACUUCUGGAUAGAGCAACCGCGAGAACCGCGGCAUUGAAGGAGCGCUGCGAACUUCUGCAGUUGCUGAACGAGAUUUGGGAAGCGGAGGCCUGGCUUGCGGAAAGACGGGUGGCCUUGACUGGUGCGGAGGCAGGUCGCGACGAGGAGUCGGUGCUGGCCCUCAUGAGGAGGUUGGAAGCUCAGCAGAGGGAGAUGACCGCCUUCCUGCCAACGUUGACCAAACUUGACAAGGCGUUGCAGGAGCGAGCAUCUGAAGACGAGCAAGUGAGCAAGAAACUGGAUGAGUUGAAGGUGUCGUACGAGGAGAUGAAGUUGCUAUCAGCCAAGCGACAGCAAAGACUUCAGCAGAGCUUGAAGUACUUCAAGUUCGUCCAAGAAUGCGAAGAGGUACAGGAAUGGAUCAGCGAGCAGAUGGCAACGGCUGCCAGCGAGGAGUACGGGCUCGAUGUUGAGCACGUGGAAACCUUACAGCAGGCCUUCGACAACUUCCUGACGCAAUUGCAUGCUAACGAGGGACGCAUCGAAGCAGUGUGCGAAGCGGGCCAUGUGCUUCUAGAAGAGAACACUCCAGAAGCAGACAAAGUGAAGCAGAGAAUAGAGGAUAUUCGCGGACUUUGGGACGACCUUAAGGAGCUGGCUAUAGCGAGACAAGAGGCAUUGGCAGGCGCGCGUCAAGUCCACGAGUUCGACAGAUCCGCUGAGGAGACCCUCGCGUGGGUGGCCGAGAAGGAGGCAGCAUUACAAUUGCUGAGGGCUCUGCAUCAGUUGAGAGCCUUGAGAGCUGAUCUCCACGCUAUAAGGGACCAGCAUCAGCAUCUCACGCAAGAAGCGGAAAGAUUGGGCGGAGCCUUCCCAGACGCGAAGGAACACGUUCUGGCGAAACUAGAAGACGUUACGGAUUCACUAGCUGCCCUAGAAGAACGAGCGGCGCACAACGAACAUCAGCUCGAGUUGGCAGACCAGUUGCAAGCCUACUUCGACAAGUACCAAGAGCUUACGGCCUGGACAAACGAGACCCUCGCAAGGGUUACAGCGCCAGACCUUAGCGCAGAUGUGGCGGCGGCAGAACGAUUGGUGGCGAGACAUAGAGACAUCGCUGCUGAGAUGGAUGCCAAAGAUGAGAGCUUCCAGACAUUCUAUGCUGAUGGGGAAAAACUGGUCCGCGAAGGUCACUUCAUGUCUCAGGAAGUGGAAACUCGUAUUUCCACAUUAAAAUCGCGUCGCGGAACUUUAGACGGCGUGUGGAAGGCGCGCGCACGCAUCUACGAACACCACCUGGACGCAUUGCUGUUCCUGAGAGACGCAGACGCCCUUGACCAAUGGAUCACCAGCAGAGUACCGUUGGUACGCGAUGGCAAAUACGGCGAGAGCUUGCCGCAGACUGAAGAGCUGAUCAACCGGCACCGCGACCUCGAGGAGACCAUAGACGCGCAGAAGGAGAAGUUCCUCGCCCUCAGGAGAAUUACCCUGAUUGAGAAGUCAUUCAAAGAGCAGAGGGACGAAGAAGAAGCGGCGCGCAGAAGGCACGCAGAGCGUCAAGAGGUUGAACGACUCCAACAAGUUAAGAGGAGAGAAAUGGAGAGGAUAACAGAAGAGAGAAGACGGGAAACUGAAUUCCAGGAUCAGCAGCAAAUGCAGGGAAUGCAGGUGGAACGCCAGCUCAGCACAGGUGGAGUCAGCAGUAUAGCAACCGCACCUUCUGAGGAGAACCUUAGUCCAGCUCCGCAGUUCGAGCGUCUUCCCAAGUCUGAACCCAACGUCAAACGUGCCGAGAGUAUGAGCGUGGUGAAGACGCCCAAACGUACACCGUCGUUCACGACGCGACGCCGCACGCAAAGCUUCCGAAGACACAGACGUCCUGACGAACUCCCGCCUGUUGAAAUUGAAGGCUACCUGGAACGCAAGCAGGAGGCCGGGUGCGGUGGAAAGCGUGCGACCGUGCGUUCGUGGCGUGCGUACUACUCCGUACUGUGCGGUCAGUUACUGUGCUUCUUCCGGGAUGAGCAGGACUUCGCCAGUUCCAAGGCUGCCGCGCCUCCGGUCGCCAUAUUGAACGCGCGCUGCGAGCCCGCGGGCGACUACACGAAGCGCGCGCACGUGUUCCGGCUGGCGGGCGCGGACGGCGCAGAGUACCUGUUCGCGUGCGCGUCGCGUGCUCUGAUGGCCGACUGGGUGGCCAAGCUGCGCUUCCACGCCGCCUUGCCGCCGCAGCUGCAGCUCACGCCGUACAGCGCGCCGGCGCCCGGCGACUCGCCCAACGCGGACAUCCGCCGCCGGCUGCAGAACGCUUCGUCGUCAUCGUCGGCCGCGUCGUCACCUGAGCCCCAACGCAGAACGCGGACUCAGGCUGAGAUCCUCCAAGAGCACCGCAAUAGCCAACGUGCCUCCGCCACUCCGGACAGAACCAGCCGCGUGUCCGCUAGCUCUGAAAGGAACAGCCAGAUCGGCUCUUCACCCGAGAAGAGCCAGCGAACGUCCGCAGAAAGGCAUAUCGAAUCUUCUGUACUGCCUUCCCUACCGCCGAGACAGCCCCAGCCGGUUUCAGACGACGGCGCCGACGUACUACUUAGAAAUUCGGAGCAAACAUCCCACACGUGGGGUCGAUCAAGGUUUUCUAACGGGAGGGACAUCAACGCCGAGUUUAUCUCAUCUCAGAGGGAAGACAGCGCAAGUCCACCGCUACCUUUAAUGGGCCCACCGGAUUGUCCCCCGACUAUACCCGAACGCGCCCCCAUCAUACCAGACAGGGGCCCCAACAUACCAGAAAGGGGUCCCAAUAUACCAGACAGGAACCUCAAUAUGCCGGAAAGGGGGCCGAAUGUACUCGACAGGGGUUCAAAUGUGCAUGAGAGAAUUGACAGAAGCAACAAUAAUGACAGAGGUUCGUCAGAAAGGUCCUUGAACGACAGGGGUGAGAAAUCUGUCACUGCGCUGGUGAACAGCUACCAACAGAGGAUGUCGAGGAGUUACCAUGAGAAGGUGGAUCCGAGGAGUUCCGCAGCUGCCGCUGGCUGGCAGGGCUAUGAGCGGCAGAACAAUAACUGGCAGGGUGUCGAAAGUUCGUCGCAUUUCUACACCGCCAGUGACCUUGCUUACGGCGGCGGCACCGGUUCCGCUAGCAACACCCGCCCCGCCUCAGUGGCCGGCAGUGGCGGGUCACCUGCUCUCGAUCAAAGACCUGCGUCUAGAUCAUCUGGAGAGUCAGAACUCUCUGUAGGAGGAGGUACGAAAGAGAAGAAAGACAAGAAGGGGGUCUUCGGAGGGCUCUUCAGCAGGAAGAAGAGACCCCAGAGUCAUAUGUAAACUUGAUAUUAAGAUCGCGUCACGGAAGUUGAAACUUCCACUAAACUCUUUUCUUAUUUAUGGUGUAUGAUUACUCCCGGGAUUCCCCCAAAACUGUUGUCUGUGAAAGUUGUUAAUGUCGUAUAUAGUUAUCGUUUAAUAAUUUAAUUUUAUAAAAUAAAAAAAUUAAUUUAAAAGACCUAAAAAGUUUUGAGUCCAUUUUUAUUUUGAAAGAAGUUUUAAUCUAUUUCUAAAAAAAAAGAUGGUUUAAAAAAAAAAAAUAACUAGAUGGCGUUUUGUGGGAGAUAUCGGUAAUCAACGAUUUUUGUUCAACUCUCGUGACGAAUGCCAACAUGUAAAAUAACUAUUUCUUAGUGCGCUCAUAAACAAUCUUAUGUUUUUUUAAACAACUAUCUAUGCAAUUUUGCAGCCUCUAGGCUAUUUGAUUUAAAAAAAAAACAACGCUCAGGUGUCAGAGAUAUAAGAGCAUGUUUAUGAGCCAUCUUAAAUUGUUAAAUUAAUGAAAAAAUAUUUUUUUGGUUUUCGUGUUACGUAAUUUUUAAAAAUGGCCACAUACACUCCGAUGUACUUCAGUGUUGCCAGAAUAUUAAACAACUUAUGAAUCGUAUUAAUUUAAGAUUGUUUUUAAUUUUUUUGAAUAUUCAUAUUCUCGUCCGUUCGUGCCUUUUAUCUUUAUAUUUAAUUAAAAUGUAGAUAUAUUUUAAGUUGAUCCCACAUUAAAUGAGUCGACCUUGGAAUGUACACUUUCUACGCGUAUGUGACGUCAUCAGGACCUGACAUAUGUCAACGCGAAAAUAAUUUUUGUUGUAAGAAUUCACAAUAUUUUUUGGCCUUGAAGUUACGGUGUAAUCUAGAAUAAAGAAAAGUUGACGUGUUAAUUUACCAUAAGUGUAACAUCGUAAUAACCGUUAUUGGUUAUGAUUUAUAUUUGAUAAAAAAAAACGUCGUCAUAACGGCGUCGUAUGUAUGUCAUUGAUAUUAUCGUAAGCGCGUGAUAUAUAUUCGUGAAUGACGUCUGUAAAUUCUACAUUCUUAGACGUCAUCGCGUCAAAAUGACAGUUGUAAGAAGCGGAGGCGGUUGUCUUGACCGUCACGAAAUGCGGGAUGUUUUAAUGUGGGGUCAACAUUGUGUGGCCAAAAUGUAUGGUCUUUUUUACUUUUGAGUAAUAAUUUACUUAUGUACUAUGCAGUCAACCCAUUUCUGGGAAACGGUGAUAGCGCAUUCGGCACGAGCUCGACUUCCCUUUCGGGGGGCCGAGUUCGAAUCC
Messenger RNA from Pararge aegeria (speckled wood butterfly), 14115 nucleotides. It is a transcript of the gene kst, whose product is annotated as spectrin beta chain. Gene Ontology annotation, biological process: actin cytoskeleton organization. Gene Ontology annotation, cellular component: cortical actin cytoskeleton; plasma membrane; cell projection. The transcript is spliced from 85 exons. NCBI's taxonomy places the organism in Eukaryota, Metazoa, Arthropoda, Insecta, Lepidoptera, Nymphalidae. The coding region runs from base 242 to 12847 and encodes 4201 amino acids. Gene Ontology annotation, molecular function: actin filament binding; phospholipid binding. The record is from RefSeq and is a predicted model, not a curated record.